Messenger RNA from Guillardia theta CCMP2712, 2337 nucleotides. RefSeq lists its product as hypothetical. Lineage: Eukaryota; Cryptophyceae; Pyrenomonadales; Geminigeraceae. The transcript is spliced from 9 exons. The record is from RefSeq and is a predicted model, not a curated record. The coding region runs from base 1 to 2337 and encodes 778 amino acids.
AUGCCUAAGUUGGGAACGAUCCAGGCCAUUCUAUUCGGCAAAAUGAAGAAGCAAAGGAAAGCUCGUAAGGGGGCAAAUGUUCAUAACAUCUAUCACUUCCAAGACAGCGAGAUCAAUAUCAAACAGACAAUAUUUCAUCUGCGACGAUGGCCCGGUGUAAUGAAUGGAUACACGGAGCUAUUCUUCUACGCGCUUUUCUUUGUUCUUUUCGUCAUGUUGGUAGUCUUUCAAUCCGACGUGGAGGUCGCAAACUUGAUCGACGAUGCGAUCAGAAACGGUCUCUUGCAGCAGGACGAAGCGCUCUCUUCCGUUCAGAUGCAGGGAGACUUUUUCGACUAUCUCCUCAAGUCUUACGACAACAAGCAACAGAGCUUCACAGACGGCACCGAACCAGACGGGGGUCUCAUCAACAGCAUCCUGGGAGGGACUUGGUACAACGGCGAUCCUUUCACGACCGAUGAGAUGGGGAUGAUCUACAACUACAACAAGCUCAUCGGGGGGGUGCUCAUCAUUCAGAAGAGAGGAGAGCUGGAGCCUUGCGAGUACUCCAUGUACUCCUUGUUCUACCCCACAUGCUACAGCAACGUCAAGUACGUCACUGCCGACCCUCCCCUGCGAGUCAACGGCACCAAGGACGUCUGUGGGAGCAGCCAGCCGAUCAUGGAGAUCGACGAGAGCUCGCCUGACUACCAGCAGUACCUCGUGGACCUUGAGAACUCCAAGUUCGGAGAUCGAGAGAAGCUGAACCAGACAGAGUACUCCAACGUUGUCAACUCGUUCCAGUACAGCUACAAGGACCAGGGAUAUCGAGCGUGGCUGUCACUCGCCGACGGCAUCAAGGCAAACCUGCAGCAGAUCCAGCAGCUGCAGGAGCUAAGAUGGUUGGACUCCAAGACCCGCCACAUCGACCUUAAGUUCACCUUCUACAAUGGAAACUUUGGCAUGUUCACCUUCGCCAAGGUGUCUCUUCAGUUCUCUCACUUCGGAACGUACAUCACGUCCGACCCGUCCGCCACUUCAGUGCAGCGGAAUCUCCCUGGAGGGACGACGGUAAGCAUCGGCUCCAUCAACAUGGAGCCCUACCUGACGCAGAAGGACUUCAUUCUCCUGGGCUUCGAGAUCGCCUUCAUGGUCUGGGUCUUCUUCUUGAUCUCUUCCUACAUCCGCAACUUCCUGACUGCCAUCUAUCUUCGUCGCCUCCACAAAUUCUUCAACAUGUGGGCCUGUCUGGACCUGGUCAACUACACGUGCUACCUCAUGUUCAUCGUCAUCCGCAUCGGGUACAUGAAGAACAUCAUCUGCCAUCCAGUCCGCGUCCCCACCAACGACUACGACCCCAUCUUCGAGCAGCUCUACCGCACCAACCGCGAUCAGCUCUCCGUAAACUUCAUUUCCAUCCUCAUUGGCACCCUGAGGUUCUUCAAGUAUUACGAGUUUCAGCCCCGCCUGCAGAUCGUCAACAAGACUCUCAGUGCCUCCAUGGUGCAUCUCUAUCACUUCUGCCUCAUCUUCGGGGUCAUGCUGGUCGGGUAUGCUGCCAUCGGACAUCUCAACUUCGGCAAUCAGAGCAGAGACUUCGCCACUGUCCCCAACUCUAUUCAGGUGAUGUGGGAGUCUCUCUUCGGGGCCUUUGACCUGGGCCCAACCAUCGGCAACUUCAACUUGGGCUACAUCAAUCCCAUCAUGGCAAACGUCUUCUUCAUCUCCUGGAUGUUUCUCACGGGCAUGGUCCUCAUGAACGUGUUCGUUGCCAUCCUCAUGGACGGUUACGCUGCUGCCAAGGAGGAAGGCAAGAAGACUGCAGAGAGGCUCGGGAAAGAUGCCCCCGACGCUGUGCAUGAGGAUGUUGUCAAGGCGGUUCAGGACAUCAGCCACAGCCUGUUCGCGGGGAGCACAUACAGCAACACCAUGCUGCUCCAUGCUUUAGAGGCGCUGGACGGUCACAUCCCUGACCCGGAGAUCAACGAGGUGGAGCUGCGGAAGGAGAUGACGGAGAUCGAAGCAGAGAUUGCGAGGCUGACGAGGAGGAAGAACUACAUUGAGAGGACCUUGGAUGCUCCGCUCGCCGACCAGCCCUGCCAUGACAUCUGGAACCAGAAGCGCUGCUCCUUCGACGCCCUCGUGCGGGUCAUCGGCCAGUUGUACCCGAAAGUCAACUUGGACACGGACAAGAUGCAGCGAGCCUGGUCGAGGAGCAUCUACACGGCGUCGACCAGCGAGCAGGAGCAGGACGACUGGAAGACGGAGAUGCUUGAGAUUUACCUCCAGCAGCUCCGCGCCGAGAACCAGAGGCUCCAACUCAAGGCUGCUGCCGCUGAUAUCAGCCGGGGUGAGUAG